This is a messenger RNA of Alternaria alternata, 1921 nucleotides long. RefSeq lists its product as hypothetical. Lineage: Eukaryota; Fungi; Ascomycota; Dothideomycetes; Pleosporales; Pleosporaceae. Bases 309 to 1790 code for a protein of 493 amino acids. The transcript is spliced from 2 exons. The record is from RefSeq and is a predicted model, not a curated record.
GACCUACGUCAUGUUAUUUGAUGACUUCCAACCUCAGAAUCAUCUGCGCAACCUCGGUUGCCUUCCAGAAUGUAUGCUUUCCCUUCAUACUGCUCAAAGAGGAAAUUGCGCUAGUGUGUUGCGCAAAUUUGACCAAUCAACACUAAGCGCAAAUCACGCUCAUCUCGACUUCACUCCUCCCCAAUCGGUCUGCGCGCACCUCGAGCUUAUCAACAUUGUAAUACCCCAGGCUGUGACAAUCACUACUCCAUAUUGAUCUCAACAAGUCAACUUCCACUAUUAACAUCGGAUCCAUCAUCACCACAAACAUGAGCAUCGACAGCGAGGCGAGCAUAGCCCAAAUCACCGACAGGGACGAUACAAGCGAUAGCUUGUGGCAGCAUCCCAACACGCAAACGGCAAAUGAUGACGAGCAAACAAAGAAAGAUGCAUCCGGAGGCGACGGCGCUAUUGCUGCUACACCAACUCCGCCGCGCGCGCCCAACGCCACCGACGCUACGAAUGCUGAUGGCGAAGCCAAGAAGGCUGAGUUCGUCAAGCGGUUCCAGGAGAAGCUCCGUCUUCAAGUAGAAGCCGAAAAGAAGGCAAGUGAAGCUACCGAGGAAGAGAUCAAGGCCGCUGAUGUCGAGAACGACACACCUGAAAAGAGUCCUGAAAACAGCGACAUGGUCAAUGGCGCGAUUGCGACGCACAAAAAAAGGGUUGACUGUGCCAAUGGGAAAGCGAAGGAGUCCACUUCAGCAGUCAAAGCUCAGCGGAACUGCGCGGAUGAGGUUCUCGACUCUAUGAGCGACAUCGAAAAGGCUAUGUUUCAGCUUUAUGAAUACAUCAAGGUUCAGAAUGAUAGCAAGAAGCCGCUCUACAUGUGGGCUACAUUUGGUGGCUAUAGCUCGGUCAACGUUGCGCUCCUUGACCUCCACGAUAAGGCCAUCGAGUUUGAGGAAGCUCAUCGUUUACCCGUUGCCAACGCUAGGAUAUUGCUCAGCAGGGCCACCCAGAUCUCCCUAGCGGUCAGUCAGAUGGCUGUGUUCUGUAUGGGCGUGAUGGGAGAUAAGGUUACCAGCUGUAUCGACGAGGUUGAGGAGUCUGAUCUCAGCGCCGAGGGUAAAGACAAAGCCAAGGCUCUCAUCACAAAAGAGCUCAAGAAGCUUCUCAAAACUUGCGCGAAAGCAACUGAUGGAGUCUAUGUAGCGCUGGACCUGCUUCGGAGCUCACUACACGUCGAGGAAUCCUCUCAGAACCUUGAUAUCUCAAUCAUCAAGGACCUGAUUGCAGAGAGUACCCCACGCAAGAGCUGGUUGCGGAGUGUGACCGAGGUCGUUCUUAAAACAGUUAUGGGUGCUGCUGUCAGUAUCGCGGCGGUGCAGUUUUACAGCACUAGCAGUUUUGACCUGGCAUUGCAGACCAACCCUUUCGGCACGUACUCUCAAGUCAUUACCCUCGUCCAGCGUGCCCAAGCUGUGACCAACCUUACAGGCGAGAUCUAUUCCAUCAAGCUUGAGGAUUUGGAUCAGCGUUACAAGGAACUCGAAGCCGCCUCUGAAUCACAUGGUCUCCGAAUUGACAACCUAGUUGAAGCACUUGGUGUUCCUAACGCAGAAGGUACCUAUUAUUCGUCAAUGCCAAAAUCCGACUGCGAAGCUCCUAGCAGUAUCCAGAAGAUCUCUGCAGAAGCCGAUCGCCAGAUUCAACGACUGCGUAGCGAGCUGGCGGCUAUGCGCAAGAACAUCCAUCGCAUGGACAUUCGCCUCAUGAAGCGUCUCGAUAAGGUCGACCGUCAUGAUUCGUAGGAAGAUAUGAGUGAUUCCGAUUCUAGCUCAUGGUAGUAUAAUCCAAAACUGCUGCCAGACCAAGACUCUCGGAUGGGAGCAAAGAGCUAUACUGCGCUUGGCUAUUCCAGGAGCGCAUAAUCUCGACAUGA